Molecule: messenger RNA, 1272 nt
Organism: Henningerozyma blattae CBS 6284
Lineage: Eukaryota; Fungi; Ascomycota; Saccharomycetes; Saccharomycetales; Saccharomycetaceae
Product: alkene reductase
Exons: 1
Coding region: 1-1272 (423 amino acids)
Molecular function (GO): NADPH dehydrogenase activity; FMN binding
Source: RefSeq, a predicted model, not a curated record
AUGUAUAACUUUGUUUGUUACCGCGAUUUAUAUAGAAAGAAUCAAAACAAAAUUUGUAAAAUUAACAUGCCAUUCAAUAAAGAUUUCAAACCUGUAGCCUUGGGUGAUACCAAUCUUUUCAAACCAAUUACUGUUGGUAAUUGUAAAUUAAAAAAUAGAGUUGUACUGGCACCUUUAACUCGUAUGAGAGCUGAGCAUCCUGGUAAUGUUCCUAAUAAGAAAUGGGCUGUAGAAUAUUAUGACCAAAGAUCAAAAACUCCAGGCACUUUAUUAAUCACUGAAGCAGUUUUUAUCUCAGCUCAAGCUGGUGGAUAUGAUAAUGCACCUGGUAUUUGGUCAGAAGAACAAAUGGCAGAAUGGAAAAAAAUCUUUGCCAAGAUUCAUGAGAAUGGCAGCUUUGUUUGGCCUCAAUUAUGGAAUUUAGGUAGACAAGCGUUCCCUGAAUGUAUGAAGCGUGAUGGGUUAAGAUAUGAUUCAGCUAGUGACAAUAUUUGGAUGGAUGAUGAAGUUAAGGAAAAGGCCAAGAAUGCAGGUAUUGAACAACAUGGUAUUACUGAGGAUGAAAUCAAGCAAUAUAUCAAGGAUUAUGUUCAGGCUGCCAAGAACUGUAUUGAAUGUGGUGCUGAUGGUAUUCAAAUCCAUUCUGCUAAUAGUUAUCUAUUAAACCAAUUUUUAGAUCCUGUUUCCAACAAGAGAACAGAUAAAUACGGUGGUUCUAUUGAAAAUAGAGCCAGAUUCACCUUGGAAGUUGUAGAUGCCAUUGUGGAUGCCAUUGGAGCUGAACGUACUGCAAUUAGAUUAUCCCCAUAUAACACUUUUGGAGGUAUGUCUGGUGGUUAUGAUCCAACAUUAUUGGCACAAUAUGCAUAUGUGAUUGGUGAAUUGGAAAAGCGAGCCAUCAAUGGUAAAAGAUUAGCCUUUUUAGAUAUCUUUGAACCAAGAGUUUCUAAUCCUUUCGUAGACGAAGGAGUUGGUGCUUAUGAUCAAGGUACUACCGAGUUUGUAUUUUCCAUUUGGAAGGGUAUUGUAGUGAGAACUGGUAAUUUAGCAUUGCAUCCUGAAGUGGCUAAAGAGUAUUUGAAGAACAAAAACACAUUACUGGGAUACGGUAGAUACUACAUCUCUAACCCAGAUUUGGUGGAACGUUUAAGAAAAGGGUUACCAUUGAGCUCUUACGAUAGACCAAGUUUCUACGCCAUGUCUGACAAAGGUUACACUGAUUAUCCAACAUAUGAAGAGGCUGUCAAGUUAGGUUGGGACAAGGAAGAAUAA